AUGGCGACCCCGAGCGCGGCGUCGCAGCCGCUCCAUCUACACUCGCGUGUCAGAUGUGGCAAUCUAGGCUAUGGUGAAGUUCUCUUCGUCGGCCAGACCUCUUUCGCAGCCGGGGUUUGGGUCGGUGUCGAGCUCGAUGACCAGAACGGCAAGAACAACGGCUCUGUUCAAGGCAAGCGCUACUUCGAGUGUGAAGAUGGCUACGGCGUCUUCGUCCGUCCGAGCCAAGUCCACGUACUAUCACCAGAGGAAGAGAUGCAUAGCAUAGACGACGAGCUCGUACCACAACCAGCACCGGCCGCACGAGCGACGCGUCCGGGAGUCGCAUCCACCCCUUCUGCCGCCGCCGCCGCGUCCCGUCUCAGCCCGACGAAAGGCACAGCUUCGACACCAGCCAGAGCACCAGCACCGCGAGCCAGCUUGGCGCCAGGUGCGCCUCCUUCCGUGAUUAGGAGGACGAGCGCCACCAGCGUCGGUAGCAGCGUCUCUUCAGUAUCAGCAUCACGACCGCCAACUUCGGCCAGCAUAUCAUCACGCACCGCCUCGCCUGUCAAACCUGCCGCCGGGGUGCGAUCACCCGUGAAACCAGCUGUCGCUGGUCGUCCAUCCAUCGCUUCGGGCGCAGCACGCUCGGCAGCGGCCAGCACCCUUGCAAGCAGAACCGCCUCGCCAGCCACGCCAGCCGCGCCUGGGCGGACCGUCAGAUCGACUGCCGCUUCCGCAUCCUCUGCCACUCCCAGCACAAGGACACCAGCAGCAACGAGUGCAAGCAUCACUCGGACAGCGGCACGUCCGACCGCCACUGCAUCAUCUUCGACAACCUCAGCGAAACCACAAACCCCAUCAGCUGCCAGAGCAGGUCUUCGGCCCGUUGCUACCAGUCGACCCUCCAUGUUAGCCGGCGGUGCCCGCACUGCUACCUCAAGCCCGAGUGUAACCUCGGCGUCCCGCGUUGCUGCCGCGCGCUCGGCAGCAGCAGCAUCUGCUCCGACCACGCGCGCCGGAAGCUCCGCCAGUGCGGUCUCUCGUGCAGGAAGCUCCCUUGCGCCUUCACGACUGGGUCCGAGGAGCUCAGGAGGAAGCGCAGUCAGCUCGGGCCGCACGAGCGCAUCACAUCAGCUGCUCGAUCUGGACGACGUGUACGACGAAGACGAAGCCACCUAUGAUCAAGAUCUUCUUAGUGCAGGCCGUCUUUCGGAUGCUGCUCCACAAGAACCUGCAGAGGACGACGACUUAGCCGACGAAGCGGACCAGACGAUCUCUGCCGACACAGUCGCAGACUCGGCGCUCCGAUCCACCAAAUCGCUCAACAAGUCAACACGCGACUUCAUGAGCCUCGUCGAGCCCUCUCCCAGCACCGCGAAUCUUCGGUCUUCAGCCGAAUUUGGCGCACUGCAGAAGGAAGUCGAAGAGCUGCGUGCCAAGGUGCGCGUUCUCGAAAAGAAGCGCGAUGACGAGCGCAGUCGUAUCUCAGAGCUCGAGAGACAAAAGGAGGAGGCCGAGCAGUCGAUCGCCGCGGCACCCAAACUCACAGCCAAGGUGCAAGAGCUGCAGGCUGAGCUCAAGGACCAGAAGAAGCUCGAAAAGGACUGGGCCAUGCAGAAGGAUGACUUUGAGCGCCAGCUCUCGCGCGUCAACGACGAGCUCGAGUCUUUGACGCUCGAUCGCGAGAUGGCGGAAGAGAAGGCAGAGACAGCUGCUCUCGAGGCGGAGGAGCACCUCCUGUCGCUUGAGGCCGCCAAUGCCAAGAUUCGAGCCUUGGAGAAGGAUAUGAAUCCGAAUCUCUUGAGGCGUCGCGCGGCUGCCGGCGCUGGAGAUGGAAACCAGGAAGGCGAUGCCCGUGGAGAUGCUGAAGGCGAAAAGGGAGGCGAGGCCAACUACUCUGCCGCCUCAGAAUUGCUGCAGCGCGAGAACGAUCAGCUCCGUCGCGUGCUUCGUGAUCUUCGGGACCGCUCCAACGAGACCGAAGGCGAGCACCGUCGCAAGAUCAUCGAGCUCGAGCGCGAAAACGCCGAGCUUAUCGAGCUCAACUCGACCAACGAUUCGUUGCUGCCCGAACUCGAGAAUGCCGAGUCGAUGAUCGAGGAUCUCAAGCUGCAGCUCGACGAUGCCCUCGGCGCACAAGACCUCGUCGAGCAGCUCACCGAGCGCAACUUGCAGCUGAGUGACCUGGUCAAGAAGCUUCGAGACGAGAUAGAAGAGCACGAGACGAUGGCCGAGAUCAACAACGAGCUCGAGGAGCAGCACACCAUCAACGAGAAGGAGCUGCGUGAGGAGAUCGAUCAAGGCGAAUCGCGUAUCCGCGACCUACAAGCGCGCAAUGAGGGGCUCGAGAACAACGCGGUCGAUUAUCAGAACACCUUCGCGCAGUUCCGCGAUCUCGUCUCGAACUUGCAGAGCGAGUUGGAGGCGGCCAAGGCUGAGCAAGCCGAGUACGGAGGUGGGGCCGGCGCAGGACGCAAGGAUCUCGCAGAUCAGGCCAUGCUCAACCUCAACCUCAAGCUUCAGUCGAGCGCGCUCAAGAGUCAGGCCAAGACAAUCGACCUUGAGCUGGGACGACUGCAAGCAUCGCAAGCGACCUCGCAUCUCGAGAUGGUGCGCUCCUACUUGCCGAGCGCCUACUUUGAAGCAGAUGCAGACGCGGUCAACUGCCUGCUCUUCUUCCGCCGCAUGGCUAUCAAGUCGGACUUGAUCAAGUCGAUCGUCGAGACCAAUCACGACAUUCAGGAGAGCCUGUCAGGCAUCGUACCCGAGAUCAUGGUCAGCGUGUGCCAGAUGCGUCAUUCGAUCGCUCACUUCAGCGCGCUGUCUCGACAGAUCGCGGCGGUGCUGCGUCUCGCGCCGACGGAAGUUUUCCUCCGCGGCGGGCGCAUGUAUCGCGAGAACAUGGCCAUCGAGCGCAAGAUCGACUCGUUUAUUGCAGCGCUGCGACGCGAAGAGCUCAAGGAGCAAGAGUGUGGCCUCGAAUUUGGGCGCUUCGUCAAACAAUUCGAGGACUUCAACAUGGCUCUGGGUGGCGACGAGAACGACAGCGAUCUGGCCGCCAAAGAAGUAGGAUCGGCGAAUCUGAUCGACCACGACCUCGAAACGCUCAUCGCGGCGCUCGGGUAUGCCAAGCAGCAGCUUGCCCAGCUGUACGCCGACGACGAUGUCGAGUGGGAGAUGGGCAACAAGAACAUCGAGGACGACCUGUUCGAUCCCAUGCAGGAACUCAUCAAUCGCAUCCGCAAUACAAAGGUGCUGACACGCAAGGUGUUGCGCCGGCUCUUGAGCUUGGCCGAGAACGACGAGGCGGUGCGCAUGGAGGCCAUUAUGAAUCUACCGCCGCUGGGCAGGCUCACGUCGCAGCUGGUGACGUUCGCCACACAGCUGUCCGAGUCGAUCUCGGCAUACGUCGCCGAGGCGCGAUCGUCCAAAACGGUCUUCGAGAUCGCCAAGGUGACUGAGAUGGUGGAAGAGGCGACGCAGGAAGGGCUCGGCAAGACGGAUGCCAGUCUGUGGUCCGGCCCACUCUCGUCUACUUCGCAUCUCUCCACCACCAUCCAAACCGUGCUCACCGCCAUUGUCGAGCAGGACAACGUCAUCCGUAUCGAUGGUCCCGGACCCUGGCUGGCACGCGCCGAGGACAUCAAGACGCAAGCGGCGCAAAACCCGGAACUCGAUCGACAGGUGGCGAAGCUCAGCGAAGACGCGCGCGACCUGCUGCGUCAAGUCAAAGCACGCGAUCAAGCGCUGCAGGAGGGCUCGAUCAAGAUCGAACGCCUUCAAAAGCAACUCGAAAAAUCCAAGGCGCAGGUGGACGAGCACAGCGAUGUGCGUGCUACGCUCGCCGAGACGCAGCGUCAAGCCAAGGCGUACCAGGACGCCAACGAUGCGUUGCAGAGCGAGAUCGAGGCGCUGCAGAAGGAUCACGACCGGCUCAAGGCACAAGUGGCUGCUGCUCCUGCUGACGGCGUCAAUGCGUUGGCUGCGAACGGCGAUGCACAGGCAGGCGGCGUGGGCCGUGCAUUGCCAGACGGGGCCUUGGAGGCGGGCGCCAGCUACAGCAGCCUGGAAACGUCGUAUCUGGUGGAUCAGCUGGAAGCGCUCAAAGGCGCGCUCAAGCAUUUGCGCAACGAAAACGCCGUGCUCAAAGGCAGCGCGCUGCUGCAGCAGAUGGAGGCUCUGCCGGCGCUCGUGCGGCGUUCGCAGCGUGCAGCCGAUGCGAAGGAGGGCGGCGACGAGAGCGACACCAAGAACGUCGGCGAACCCGUCCAGCGUGCUGCACCGCGUCCGACUCGCAAAGUCAACAGCAGCGCUGGUGGAUCCGUCCGUGCAGAGGCGAAGCAGCUCUACACCUCUGCGCUCACGACGCUGGCUCUGUCUAGCGUUGUCGAUCUCACGCCGCUCGCAAGGAAGCCGUCCGGAUCCGCGGACAAGGAGGAAUCGCAGAGCAAGGGCGGUCGACCAUGGCUGCCUUAUCACAAGCAACCAGAGGUGCAGCUGGAGCAGCAGAAGCAGACCAGGGCGCGGUUGGCGAGACAGUUGUCGGCUCUGUCGGAGCGCUUGGCGCCUGCAGUCGGGCCAGCAGCGACGGUCGCCCUUCGGACUGUGACAGCGUGA
This is a messenger RNA of Kalmanozyma brasiliensis GHG001, 4602 nucleotides long. Its product is annotated as CAP Gly-rich domain protein. Gene Ontology annotation, molecular function: microtubule plus-end binding. The transcript has a single exon. The record is from RefSeq and is a predicted model, not a curated record. Gene Ontology annotation, biological process: cytoplasmic microtubule organization. The coding region runs from base 1 to 4602 and encodes 1533 amino acids. NCBI's taxonomy places the organism in Eukaryota, Fungi, Basidiomycota, Ustilaginomycetes, Ustilaginales. Gene Ontology annotation, cellular component: nucleus; cytoplasm; microtubule plus-end.